AGCGGGAGUUCCCAAGUGUGUCUCUACUUCUCCUGCAUGCGGAUUAAUCUGCUUAUUGUAGAAUAGAUCUAGGAUUUUGUCACUAGCAGUUACGGCAUUAUCAAUUUGAAGUCAAUCAGAAGCAGGGAUGACGACGAGGAGCAGUGCAGCAAAGAAAACGGCGACCAAAAUUAUGGUAGAUGACGACGAUGAUUUCGUGGACAAGAUUCCAAUAAUACAGACCAGGAAUUUAGUGAAAACCACCGCAGGGCGAGUGUACAGAAGGUUGUGUGAUGAAGAGAUUUUGGUAGGGAAAACAGGGCUUAAGGUCACCUGUUUUUGUAAUCUUUGUGUUGGUUCGACUACUGUUAAGGGUGUGGUUAGUGCUUCAGAGAUGGCUGAACUGAAGAAUUCCGCUUUUGGUAUUUUCUUCAAACUUGGGAAAAUUAAAUGGGUCAAUGGUCAGUUGUUGAUUUUAUUAGCUUUAAAUCAUGUGGAGCCCAUUAAUAAGAGUGGAGAGGUUGAUAGACUAAACUUUCACAUUGGAGAUAGGAUAGUGGAGUUUAAGAAGACAGAUUUUGCAUUGAUUACUGGGUUGAGGUUUGGAAGGGAGAGUAGGUUUGAAGAUAGUGACCUGGCUAAGGCAAACGACAUAAGCACAAGGUACUUCAAUGGGAAAAUGAGCGUGAGUCGUAUAGAAGUUGAAAAUGUGUUCAAAGGUAUCGCGAAUAGAAGAGAUAAGGAACAGUCGGAUGCUGUGAAAUUGGCUUUACUGAACAUCAUUGUAAACCAUGUGGUCGGUAACCAAGGGUUGACAAAGAUUCCAGCACUGUACAUGCAUCUUGUUGACGACCUAGACCGAUUCAAUAAAUUCCAGUGGGGAGAGCAUCUGUGGAAUGACAUGGUGGAAAGCUUACGCAAAUGUUCAUCAAUACUCAACACGGGAGAACAUUGCCGAUUUACAUUUCCGGGCUUCCUAUUUCCACUACAGAUUUGGGCGUUUGAGACUUUCCCUGCUUUGAAAGAAAAUGAAAUAUGUGUUGUGGGAGUGAAACGGAGCAAAGUGUGGCCAAGGGCAUUACGAUGGGAGACAGGGGUGCGCCCAAUGCAUGACCUACUGGAGGGUUCAAUUUUCGGCACGGAAGAGGAAAGUGGUCAAUGGGAUGAGAUGGUUGCCACGACAUCGGAGAAAGCGAUGGAGAAGAUUGCA
Messenger RNA from Cuscuta campestris, 1189 nucleotides. The record is from the annotation of a GenBank genome assembly. Lineage: Eukaryota; Viridiplantae; Streptophyta; Magnoliopsida; Solanales; Convolvulaceae.